GCCAGGAGCAUAUCGUUGUUGUAGUAAUGGACAGAUAAACGUGACACAAUAUCGCAAAAUAAAACUUAUGACACUAAUUUUAGAAUCAGGUAUGACUACACCACCAUCACAGAACCAUCAGAAUGUUCACCAUCACCUACCGUAUCAAAGUAUUCAACAGAAAGUGCCUAAUCAUCCAUAUCCCCCUUUGCCCUCACAGUAUCCUCCAAUCUAUGAUCUACAAAGACCACCCCCAAGAUUACCUCAUGUAGUAAAUCAUCCUCAGUCAGCUAUUUCGGUAACUCCAGUUCAACAUGCUGUUUCAAAUAAUGGGUCAAAUAAUCCAUAUUCAAGCACCCAAUAUUCAGGUAAUCAUUUUACCAACCCACAGAUCCCAGGGGCUUCAUUUAUGUCAUUUCCUCCACCUCCCCUUUGUGAAAGCAUGCGAAAACAGCAACAAGCAGCAUCUGAUUUUUCACAUGCAUCAUACUCGGGAAAUGCUAAUUCCUCUGUGAAAACAUUAUUGCCAACAGCACAACCUCCAGUUUCAACCCAAAUAGCAUCAACUUUUUUGCCCCCACAAGUCAAUACUGCCAAUCAUUCACUUUGUUAUCCGCAACAGUCAUAUUUGGCUACUACAGUUCAUGGGCCAACUUCAUCUGGUUCGUUACAUAUCCCCACUCAGCUUUCACUUCAACAACCACAAAGCUUGUUUGCUCCUGUCACAACCUGGUCCAGUUCAUGUAUGCAAGGCCCAAUCACACAGUCUUCUGCAAAGACACUAAGAGAGAGUGAUAAUGAGUGGCUUGAAGGAUGGUUGUCUUCAAAGAAAAAACCAAAUCAACAAGUACAAAGAAGUGAGCAGAAGUCAGAUAUUACUGUCCAGCCUAUCAAGCAAACUCAACUGACACCAAACAUUUGGAAGUUAUUAAGGAUCCAACUGCUUGUGAGAAAAAUAGCCUAUGCUCGUUCUCAUCUUCAAGAGGCCCUCGUUGUUUUAAAAGAACUUAAUGAAGUUCGAGACCUUAUUUCUUCUUCCCUGAUGACAGCCGAUGAUGAUAUGUGGAACUUCAGGUUACGUAGGGCCACAAGACUACAGAAUCGUCUAGCAGAGAUAAAAGAAAUAUUUCUUCAACCAGCCGUGUUAAAGAACCUUAAACAAAGAAUGGAGAAGAUAAGAAAGAAAAGGAAAAGAAUAAAAAAGCAGAAGGAAUACAGAACACUACAGAUGAAGGAAAUACAGAGUGAGAGAGAGGAAAAAGAAAGACAGAUUGGCAUUUGGAAAGAACAGAUUAUAGAAAAAAUUCAACGGGAUAAAAGGGAAAUGGAACUAAAAGCAGAAGCUGAUACAAUUUUAAGUGAAGUACGACGUAAAAUUCAAGAGGCCAAACGAGCAUUAGAAAGAUUGAAAGCUCUUGAGAAACUUCGUGAUGUAAAAAAGAAAAACUUAGUCAUGAAAGGUGUUACGGUAUCCAUUGAAUAUGAUGAUACUUUUAUGGAAAGAGUUUCGAGGCUUAGAGAAUUAAUGAAACAGCAGUUGUCAGACUAUGAAGCUGAAGAGAGAGCCAUUAAAGUUAUGCUAGAAACUGAACACGAAGGACAAAGAGAAGAAGAGGAAGAACGUAGAAGAAUAAGAAUUGAGAGACUUGUUAAAGACAAACAAUGGGAGAUCAAAGAAGGGCUGUUUGGAAACUCUUGUUUGCCCAGUGUUGAAGAUCCUCUCUACAUUUAUUGGCAGUUUUAUGUACAAGCUGAACAGGGUCAGGAUCAGUUAUUACAUAUUAGGCGAGAAUGGGAUAUGUUUUUAGUUCCCUCUGAUCACCCUGAAGGCUCUAGUAUACCACUUCAGUGGAUUACCCCAGAAGCCCCCUCUAGCCAAGUUUGGGCAUCUGCUUUACAGCCCGAUAGCAUUUGAUGCUCUUUUUUUUUUUCUUUCUAUAAACAUGUGACUGUCUUGUAAAUCUAUCAUACAUAUGUAAAAAUAGAAUUGAGGGGAAAAUAAAAUAAAUGUAAAUAAUAUGCUUA
This is a messenger RNA of Limulus polyphemus (Atlantic horseshoe crab), 2004 nucleotides long. Its product is annotated as programmed cell death protein 7-like. Bases 68 to 1894 code for a protein of 608 amino acids. The record is from RefSeq and is a predicted model, not a curated record. The transcript is spliced from 10 exons. NCBI's taxonomy places the organism in Eukaryota, Metazoa, Arthropoda, Merostomata, Xiphosura, Limulidae.